Molecule: messenger RNA, 3862 nt
Organism: Saimiri boliviensis boliviensis (Bolivian squirrel monkey)
Lineage: Eukaryota; Metazoa; Chordata; Mammalia; Primates; Cebidae
Gene: SEZ6L2
Product: seizure related 6 homolog like 2
Biological process (GO): synapse maturation; regulation of protein kinase C signaling
Cellular component (GO): neuronal cell body; endoplasmic reticulum
Source: RefSeq, a predicted model, not a curated record
AGGAUCUGACGUGGGCUCGAUACCUUUCUCAGCUUCUCCCUCCCUCAGCUCCAGUGCCCGAGCUUCGGCUCUCCCAGUUCCCCAACCCACCCUUUCCCUUCCCCGACAAGCCCCGCUAGAGCCCAGUGGGGACCCCCCCCAAUCUUCGACCCCACCCUAGGCCCCCAGAAGCUGACUUCCUCCUCCUCAGUCCCCCUGCCUGGGGUCCAGGCAGCCCGGUGGACCCAGGCGCCUGAGCAGGAGGGUAACCCAGGCCACCCGGCCCCUUCGGCCCUCUCGGCCCCACCCCCUGCAGCCGGAGCCGCGCCCCCUCUACCACAGAGCCUGGAGCCGAGGACAGAGGAGACUGAGCAAAGGAGGGUGGGCUCCAGGCGACCCCUGCCCAAUUCGGCCCCUCCAUCCCAAGGGGCAGAGAAAUUGUCUUUCUUUGCUGACUCCUACCGAGGGGUGGGGGGGAAGAUUUAAAGGGAAAGAUAAAAGGAGACGGAGGAAAGGUGGCAGCCAGAUUACUUAGAGAGGCACAGAGGAGAGAGAUCGGGGUGAGUCGUCAUGGGGACUCCCAGGGUCCAGCACCCGCCGCCUCCCCAGCUGCUGUUCCUAAUUCUGCUGAGCUGUCCCUGGAUCCAGGGUCUGCCCCUGAAGGAGGAGGAGAUAUUGCCAGAGCCUGGAAGUGAGACCCCCACGGUGGCCUCCGAGGCCCUGGCUGAACUGCUCCAUGGGGCCCUGCUGAGGAGGGGACCAGAGAUGGGCUACCUGCCGGGAUCUGAACUGGACCCCACACUAGCCACCCCUCCGGCUGGCCAGACUCUCGCGGUGCCCUCCCUGCCACGGGCCACUGAGCCAGGGACAGGGCCUCUGACAACAGCAGUCACCCCUAAGGGAGUCAGGGGGGCCGGCCCCACCGCACCAGAGCUGCUGACCCCACCCCCAGGAACCACAGCCCCGCCCCCACCCAGCCCUGCCUCCCCAGGACCUCCCCUUGGGCCUGUGGGAGGAGAGGAGGAGACCACGACCACCAUCAUCACCACGACAACUGUUACCACUACAGUGACCAGCCCAGUUCUGUGUAAUAACAACAUCUCCGAGGGCGAAGGGUAUGUGGAGUCUCCAGAUCUGGGGAGCCCUGCCAGCCGCACCCUGGGACUCCUCGACUGCACUUACAGCAUCCAUGUCUAUCCUGGCUACGGCAUUGAGAUCCAGGUGCAGACACUGAACCUGUCGCAGGAGGAGGAGCUCCUGGUGCUAGCUGGUGGGGGAUCCCCAGGCCUGGCCCCCCGACUCCUGGCCAACUCGUCCAUGCUUGGAGAAGGGCAAGUUCUUCGGAGCCCAACCAACCGGCUGCUUCUGCAUUUCCAGAGCCCACGGGUCCCAAGGGGCGGUGGCUUCAGGAUCCACUAUCAGGCCUACCUCCUGAGCUGUGGCUUCCCUCCCCGGCCGGCCCAUGGGGAUGUGAGUGUGACGGACCUGCACCCUGGGGGCACUGCCACCUUUCACUGUGAUUCGGGCUACCAGCUGCAGGGAGAGGAGACCCUCAUCUGCCUCAAUGGCACCCGCCCAUCCUGGAAUGGUGAAACCCCCAGCUGCAUGGCAUCCUGUGGUGGCACCAUCCACAAUGCCACACUGGGCCGAAUCGUGUCCCCAGAGCCUGGGGGAGCUGCAGGGCCCAACCUUACCUGCCGUUGGGUCAUUGAAGCAGCUGAGGGGCGCCGGCUGCACCUGCACUUUGAGAGGGUCUCGCUGGAUGAGGACAAUGACCGGCUGAUGGUGCGCUCAGGGGGCAGCCCCCUAUCCCCCGUGAUCUAUGAUUCAGACAUGGACGAUGUCCCCGAGCGGGGUCUCAUCAGUGAUGCCCAGUCCCUCUAUGUGGAGCUGCUAUCAGAGACACCUGCCAAUCCUCUGCUGUUAAGCCUCCGAUUUGAAGCCUUUGAGGAGGAUCGCUGCUUCGCCCCCUUCCUGGCACAUGGAAACGUCACUACCACAGAUCCUGAGUUUCGUCCAGGGGCACUGGCAACCUUCUCGUGCCUCCCAGGAUAUGCCCUAGAGCCCCCUGGGCCCCCCAAUGCCAUCGAAUGUGUGGAUCCCACCGAACCUCACUGGAACGACACAGAGCCAGCCUGCAAAGCCAUGUGUGGAGGGGAGCUGUCGGAGCCAGCUGGCGUGGUCCUCUCUCCCGACUGGCCCCAGAGCUAUAGCCCAGGCCAGGACUGCGUGUGGGGCCUGCACGUCCAGGAAGAGAAGCGCAUCUUGCUCCAAGUUGAGAUCUUGAAUGUGCGGGAAGGGGACAUGCUGACUCUGUUCGACGGGGACGGUCCCAGCGCCAGAGUCUUGGCCCAGCUGCGGGGACCUCAACCGCGCCGCCGCCUCCUCUCCUCUGGGCCCGACCUCACACUGCAGUUUCAGGCACCUCCCGGGCCCCCAAAUCCAGGCCUGGGCCAGGGCUUCGUAUUGCACUUCAAAGAGGUACCGAGGAACGACACGUGCCCUGAGCUGCCACCUCCGGAGUGGGGCUGGAGGACGGCGUCCCACGGGGACCUGAUCCGGGGCACUGUGCUCACCUACCAGUGCGAGCCUGGCUACGAGCUGCUGGGCUCCGACAUUCUCACCUGCCAGUGGGACCUGUCCUGGAGCUCCGCGCCGCCCGCCUGCCAAAAGAUCAUGACUUGCGCCGACCCUGGCGAGAUCACCAACGGGCACCGCACCGCCUCGGACGCAGGCUUCCCUGUUGGUUCCCAUGUACAGUACCGCUGCCUGCCAGGGUACAGCCUCGAGGGGGCAGCCAUGCUCACCUGCUACAGCCGGGACACGGGCACACCCAAGUGGAGCGACCGAGUCCCCAAAUGCGCCUUGAAGUACGAGCCGUGCCUGAACCCAGGGGUUCCCGAGAAUGGCUACCAGACGCUGUACAAGCACCACUACCAGGCGGGCGAGUCUCUGCGCUUCUUCUGCUAUGAGGGCUUUGAGCUUAUCGGCGAGGUCACCAUCACCUGUGUGCCCGGCCACCCCUCCCAGUGGACCAGCCAGCCCCCACUCUGCAAAGUUGCCUAUGAGGAGCUCCUGGACAACCGAAAACUGGAAGUGACCCAGACCACGGACCCGUCUCGGCAGCUGGAGGGGGGGAACCUGGCCCUGGCCAUCCUGCUGCCCCUAGGCUUGGUCAUUGUCCUCGGCAGUGGCGUUUACAUCUACUACACCAAGCUUCAGGGAAAGUCCCUUUUCGGCUUCUCGGGUUCCCACUCCUACAGCCCCAUCACCGUGGAGUCGGACUUCAGCAACCCGCUGUAUGAAGCCGGGGAUACUCGGGAAUAUGAAGUUUCCAUCUGAACCCCAAGACUACAGCUGCAGGACCCAGGACGCCCCUCCCCUCCUCAUUCGGGGCAGGGAGAAGUAUGGGACCGGUCUCUGCCUCCUGGCUGCCCUCCUCCCUGGCUGUGUAAAUAGUCUCCCCGUCCCACGAGGGGGCUUUGAUGGCCCUGGAGAUCCUACAGUAAAUAAACCAGCAUCCUGCCGCCCAAAGCCGCCUCUUCUCAGUUGCCAAAUGAGGGGCCUGCCCCCGACCCUACUGGCUUUUGGAUCCUGGGAGGGGAACUCUGCCCCCCUGCAAAUCUUGCGGCCCCUCUUGCCCAGGGCACCCCUCAGUGACUGCCCCCGAUAGCUCAACUGUUCCUUUGGCCAUGAAGGCCCCCCAACUCCCCUAUGCCCUGUCCCUGGGCCUGACUCCGGCUAGGAGGGUCAGAAGAAGGCUGAAGGGGAGAGCCGGGACAAGGCCCUGCUCCCUUCCUGCCAUCUCCCCGCCCCACAGUCUCUCUACCUUUGCUUCUGAAUUCUUGUUUUUGAGCAAUAAACAGAAAAUCACCACUUGUAA